Messenger RNA from Neohortaea acidophila, 1704 nucleotides. RefSeq lists its product as uncharacterized. Bases 1 to 1704 code for a protein of 567 amino acids. The record is from RefSeq and is a predicted model, not a curated record. Lineage: Eukaryota; Fungi; Ascomycota; Dothideomycetes; Mycosphaerellales; Teratosphaeriaceae. The transcript has a single exon.
AUGGAACACUAUCUCCAGACCGACGCCGAGGAGAUUCGCCUGUCCAAUUCUCCUCGAAGAUCGCCCCAGGUUACCCACGCCUUGACGAGUCCAAUCACAAGCGUUCACCCUUUAAUGCAACAGAUGGACUCGAUGCAUGGUCAAAUGGACCUGGGACUGCGAAACACCGACUACUUCGACGACGAGACAUCUGAUGAAGGCUCGCCGAGAGCGCCGACGAACUACGAAGGGGUGAUGAACGACGGCUUGCUCGAAGGGAGAAGCAUCUCCCGCAAAAAGCGAUUUUCAGACCUUACGAAUGAGCCUGUUGCUUCGCAGUGUGAGGGAAAGGGUGCACUGCGACCAAGUAGCGAUGGAUAUCAGCGAUUGACACCUACUAUCCCGCUGGAAGACAAUCGCUUCACAGCGCGGACACCAAGCAGCUCUUUGAUCGGGUCGGUGGAUGAGCUUCUUCCUGGCCCGAGGAGUAGUCCACCAAGCAUGCCUCAGCGCCCUCACCAGGUCAGCAACAGAGGAUUCAGAACAUCUGAACGCAUAGAGCCAACUCCAGAUCGAGCCUCAAGGCUGGAUCCCACUCUCAGUGCUUACGCCAUUGCACACGACAUCACGCUGCAGGCUCUGAUGCGAGACGAAUUCGCACUUGACAAGCAGUCUUUCCCACUCGCACCUCUUCAGAUCCGGGAUCGUUCGUCCUUACCGCCUGCCUCUCUUCGCUUGGACAGUGAUCCUCGAAGUCCGCGAGAUCGUCACAUCUCUUCGCCACCCGAGACGAAAAAAGUUCACCUGAUUCCGCCGCCAAUAGACACAUCCGCGCCUCGACGAUCUCUUCCUGCAAACUUGGUCCGCACUCCUUUUCCAUUCAGCCCAGAACAUGCACAUCCUCGAUCGACCGGGCUUGAUGCCGUUCACGGCUCCGUCAGUGCAACACUCUCCAAUCCAGAAAGCACACUCACUCUCAGCAUCCGCCAAAGCAACAAGAACAGCCGACGCAGGGUGACGACCCUCACCAUCCCCGCAACGAAUGAUUUCCGGGCCUUACGAUCUAACAGCACAAAGGAACAGCACUUCAGAGCUCUGGAAUUCGACGACGCCGCACUCUUCAAAAGCCUGCGGAAAUCUUACCUUCAGCUCGCCGGAGCAUGGGCCGUCUUCUCUGCACGCUCCCUUCGUCGGAUCAUCGUGGAGGGGAACGCAAUGAAAGAGAUUGACCGCAACUACUGGAUCCAUCGACCUCAAAGCCCACGUCUGCGCGCCUCGAAAGAUCUCCUGGAUACCUUUGGUGAGGAGCGCAUUAUGCAGUACUACCGCAAGGCAUCCCUCGGGAGAUCAAGAUAUGCUUUUGUGCAAUGGGCGCAUCGACUCGCUGCUGCGCCCCCCGCAACUCGCUCCAACUCCCAACCAAAGGAAGAUGAAGCCUUGGCGGAAGUCGAACAAGAGCAUUCCGAAGGCUUGGAAUUCGUGGUGUCGUGGUCUGUCACUCGCAUCUCGCUUGCGCUUCUCCUGGUCAUCAUUGUCAGCGUGGCCGCGGCACUGUUGUGGAUCUUCCUCGGCCGCAAUAGUACUCCUGCCGGGUCUGUGGGUCAUGGUGGUUUCCGGGAUGCGGGGGACCGGGUGACUGCUGGUGUGGUGAUGGGCAUCUGCUUGCUGUUGCUUGGGCUGAGUGGGAUUGGUGGGUGGUUGGGGGUGAGUUGGCUCGUCAUGUAA